Molecule: messenger RNA, 1969 nt
Organism: Lucilia cuprina (Australian sheep blowfly)
Lineage: Eukaryota; Metazoa; Arthropoda; Insecta; Diptera; Calliphoridae
Product: high affinity cAMP-specific and IBMX-insensitive 3',5'-cyclic phosphodiesterase 8-like
Exons: 3
Coding region: 1676-1969 (97 amino acids)
Source: RefSeq, a predicted model, not a curated record
UGUAUUUCAGUUGCGUUCUGACAGAAUUAAAAGAUACACGCACGGCGCAGUGAAAAGAAAGAAUAACAUAAAAUAAAUAAUAAAAAAAUCAAAAAAGAGAAAAAUAAAGAAAAUAAAAAUAUUUAUAUUUUUUUAACAACAUACAGACAGACAUUAAAUAAACCAUCAUGUACUCGGAUUGAUUGGUUUGUUCAUACACACGUAAACAAAUAGACGAGAUACAUUUUGUGCGAGCGGAUAGAUAACUGAAUAUAUGGAUGAUAGUUGGAUUGCCAAAUAGAGAAAAGCUCUUUUGGCAAACCUGUCGGUACCGUAUCGAAAUAAUUGUUAUUAAAUAUUAUUAAGUUUUGUCACAUUAAAUACAUACUUGUAUGUAUAUCUAAAAUCAUAUCUGAUAAAUAUGUAUGUAUGCAGAUAUUUGCUGCUUGUCGGUCUACUGUAACAACUACAUACUUUGUAUAAAUAAUUUCUGUAUAUAAAUAAAUACUUCUGCUGCUGCGAGUAUUUUUGUAUACAUAUUUGUUGGUUUGUUUCUGAGCGUUCUUGUGAGUGUGUGCUUAUUAUUAUUCGUUGGUUAAAUUUUUCCAAGUUUAUUCACUGUGCCGUGCCGUCCGUGCUUUGCUAAGUUCGAUCCAACAUAUACAGCGUUCGAUGCUGACUGGUAGUGGUCGUUGUACGUUUGUAUAUAUCGUCAUUGUCAACAUCGGGGUCGGUAGUCGAUUGCUUUUACUUGACUGCUCACAAUACAAUUAUUGAGCACGGGUCGUCCGUCGGUCUCUUACUGGGUUUGCGAGUUUGAGUGUGUGAAUGCUUAAGGUAUUCUAAGAUUAUUACGCUCGCGGCGGCGGUGUAAAUAUUUGUGCGUUUGUUUGUUGUCUGUAUCUUUAGUGUGCACUGCGGUUUGAUUCGGAACGACAAAAACGAUUGUACUACAAACAGCUGGCACUUGAGAAUCUGUUGAUUCCAAAACUUAAGGUUAAUAAAUAAAUAUACAGUGUUGAAUAAAGAGAAUAAAAAAUACAACAACAAAAUUUGUAAAGAAAGUUUCGAUUAACGUUACAAAACCAAACGAAAAAAAUAACAAGAAAAUUGUUAAAAAAAAAGAAAAUUUAAUAAAGUGUUUAAUAAAAAAUACUACAACAAAAUUACUUAAAAUUAAUUUACCCACCAAAAUAUUUGCCCACCUCAAACGAUUUAACGCACAAAAACACAAAUUUCAACAAUUUCAUUAAUAAAUAAAAUAAACAAAAUAAAAACAAAGAAAAUGGAAUGCUCUGAUGUUUAAAUAAUAAGGGAAAAGGACGAGACCUGCCAUCAUGAAUGCAUAUUUAUGACUAGAUACUUUAUAAACCAAUAAAAUUGACUAUUCUUUAAAAAGGAAAUGUGAUUACAUAUCAUUUUAAAAUUUAUCACACACAUACACAUGAACACACACUAACACUUUUACAGACAUGAGCGGAAUAUGUGCAGAAAAAAUUUGAAAUUCAUCAUAAUUCAUGGUCAAUAUAAAAAUAGGGUUUCAUUCAUGUCAGAAAGUUCUAAAAAGGGAAAAAUAAGAAAUUCUAAAGAAAUCUCAAUUAUUAGAAUAGAAUACAACAAUAAUACAACGGAAAGACUAAAGUAUUUUACUUUUAGAGGACAUUAGUACAAUUAUCACGCAAUAGUUUUAUUAAAAAUGGGUUGUUCUCCAAGUUCAAUGACGAGAAGCUCAGCUCCUGAUUCUGGAGAGACAACUGCCGCAGCUGGUACUGUGGCUACAACUAGUGAAAAAGAUGGAAAUUUAUUUUUUUGCAUUAAACUGCGUAGGUCGCGUUUACGGCGAUGCAGUCAACAAAAUGGUGCAGAAGGUAGCGGCGAAAGUGGUACUGGAAGCGGAAGUGCUGUAGCGAACGGAGAUGAUAUGUGUAAUCAGGCAUUGCUAAGUCCUCUACAAAUAAAAGGUGAAGCCGAUUUUGAAAAGGUGAGUUGA